AUGCAAAGUAAACGUUUACCAUUAUCAAUUGCUAAUUGUCCUGUACCAGUUAAUAUUACAACACCAAUAACAAUUCCAAUCAAAUCGAAUCCAUUACUUGAUUUUUAUGCUAUUAGUUAUCUGUGGUAUUCACCAAUAGCUGUUAGUGCUGUUGUAAUUGUUGGAAUGAUUGUAUCUUAUUUAACUUGUCCAGUUAAAUCAAAUGAAAUCGAUCCGAAAUUAAUAAUAUCUGUUAGUGAUGUAUGUUGUUUUUCUGUACCUAAACGUAUACGUGAUUGGCUUCGAUGCAGUUUUACAGAUGAUGCUUAUUUGGAAAAAAAGAUUCAGAAUAAUAUUGAAUUAACAGCACCGGAAGGCUGUAAUGCACUUCAUACUAGUAAAAUUCAGCAAACACUUAGUACAGAUACAAGAGCUAUAUUUCCAUCGAGUGUUGUGAUAAGAACAACAAUGAAUGAUGCUUAUGAUAAUCCGGCAAUGUCGACGAAAGACUAA
Molecule: messenger RNA, 492 nt
Organism: Rotaria sp. Silwood2
Lineage: Eukaryota; Metazoa; Rotifera; Eurotatoria; Philodinida; Philodinidae
Source: the annotation of a GenBank genome assembly